Messenger RNA from Fusarium subglutinans, 813 nucleotides. RefSeq names its product 2 4-dihydroxyhept-2-ene-1 7-dioic acid aldolase. Gene Ontology annotation, molecular function: aldehyde-lyase activity. Bases 1 to 813 code for a protein of 270 amino acids. Gene Ontology annotation, cellular component: cytoplasm. The transcript is spliced from 5 exons. Lineage: Eukaryota; Fungi; Ascomycota; Sordariomycetes; Hypocreales; Nectriaceae. The record is from RefSeq and is a predicted model, not a curated record.
AUGGAACGAGGCAAUUUCUUGAGAAAGGCACUACAAGAAUCUCCAGGCCCAAGCAUGGGACUCUGGCAGAUGGUGCCUGGCGCCAACGUGUCGCGUGCCCUCGCUCGCGUGCCGGGCGUCGACUGGGUGGUAGUCGAUUGCGAGCAUGGGAAUAUCGAUGGUGAGCACUAUUCCAUGUCUGUCCCUGCUGUUGCUGCAGCUGGUGCGUCUCCUAUAGUGAGAAUACCUGGUAUGGAAUCAUGGAUGAUUAAGCGAGCUUUGGACUCAGGCGCGCAUGGAAUUCUCGUACCUUUGCUUCGGACUGCGCAGGAGGCCAGAGAGAUCGUCAAAGCGGCCAAGUUCCCACCACAAGGCACGCGUGGAUUUGGCUCUCCUUACGCAAUGGAGCGCUUCAGUCCCAUGCCGACGAUGACCGAAUAUCUCCAACAGGCAAACAGCAGUCUUCUUACUAUAGUCCAGAUUGAAACCCAAGAGGCCCUUGAUAACUUGGACGAAAUCGCCGGGGUCGACGGUAUCGAUGUACUAUUUGUAGGGCCAUUCGACCUGGGCAACAACAUCGGCCAUCCUAUCAUUCAAGGCGUCGUCAAACCGGAACUGAGAGAGGCGAUUGGGCGCGUGCUCGAGGUAAGCCACAAGUUUGGCAAGAAGUGUGGAAUCUACAGUACAUCUGGCAAGCAAGCAAGGCAAUAUGCCGAGGCUGGGUUCGACAUGAUCCACGUGGCAACCGAUUUUACGUCGUUGCAGUUUAUCAUGACGCAGGAGGUCAAUAUUGCUAAAGGAAUAGAGGGUACUGAGAAAGGUGGUAGUUAUUAA